Molecule: messenger RNA, 546 nt
Organism: Lathyrus sativus (Indian pea)
Lineage: Eukaryota; Viridiplantae; Streptophyta; Magnoliopsida; Fabales; Fabaceae
Source: the annotation of a GenBank genome assembly
AUGGCAGAUAAUGAGGAGGAGUUGUCGAUGCCGAUGCCGAGGGAUGCAAAGAUUAUCGAGUCUUUGUUGAAAUCGAUGGGUGUAGAAGAAUAUGAACCUCGUGUUAUUCACAAGUUUCUUGAGCUAUGGUAUCGGUAUGUUGUUGAUGUGCUAACAGAUGCUCAAGUGUAUUCAGAGCAUGCUAGCAAGUCUGCAAUUGAUGUUGAUGAUGUUAAGCUUGCCAUUCAAUCACAGGCUAACUUCAGCUUCUCGCAACCACCCCCUCGUGAGGUGCUUCUGGAGCUAGCUAAAAUCCGCAACAAGAUACCAUUACCAAAAUCUCUAGCACCUGGUGUUCCACUUCCGCCUGAUCAGGACACAUUAAUCAGUCCCAACUACCAGUUUGCAUUUCCAAACAAAAGGUCUGCUGAACCUAUAGAAGAAACCGAGGAGGAAGAAGCUGCCAACGCCGAUCCCAACCCGUCCUCCCAAGAAGAAAAGACAGAUACUCAACAAAAUCCAAGUCAAAGAGUAUCGUUUCCUUUGCCUAAACGCCAAAAGGAUUGA